CAAAUGAGAUAAUACUUGCAAAACAUUUAGGACAGUGUCUGACAUAUAAGUGCUUACAUCCUUCCUUCCUGUUUUCUUUCCUUCCCCUUUUCUCUUCUUCCCUCCUUCCUUGGUCUGAUUCCUUAUUUUUAAAUUGAGAUAAAUCCUUUUAAUGUCCUUUGCAUUCUGACAUUUAUAAGGGGGAGUAAAGGGAUUUUUAUAAAGGUUGGAAUAGAUUAUUUAAGAAUAGGGUCACCAGGAAUUUUAUGAAAUUCCAAAAAAUAUUAUAUAACAAUUUAUUUACAAAACAUAGAAAGAUUGAAGUAAGAAAUCAGAGACAGGAUAGGGCAAAAUACCUAAUCUAUACACUAAGUAUUUGCUCUGUCCCUGGCUCAACCCAGGCAGAGAAGCUUCAGUCUUGAGCUGAAGACCAGGGGAUGCAGGGAGUCUCUCUCAAGAGGGUAAGUCUCUUCUGAGAGUAGUCUCUUUGGAAAACCCAGGAAAGGAGUCAGCUCUUUUCACUCACCAUGUGUCAGUCCAAAGGGAGAGAUUUAAGAAUGGUCUCACCAAGUCCAGGGUCUCAGGUCCAGUCAGUAGAUUCUUUACCAGCCUCCAACUUGAACUCAGAACUCUGAAGAAUGAAAGCAGUCAAUAGUUCUAAGCACAAAGAACUCUUGAACUCUCAGAGGAAGUUACAGAUGAAGUCCCCACAAGAAGUUGUAACUCCUUUUUAAAGACACUUUAUUUUGUGUCACUUCCUGUGCCUUCCUCCACUUUUAUGUCUACCAAUUACAGUUGAAGCUUUGCUUAGGACUGCCAAGAGGGAAGUCAGUUUGAUUCUGAUUUGUCACCCAUUGCACAUGUGGAUCACAGACCUCUCCCACUCAGUGAUUAAGUGGGAUGUUUACACUUUUGGUGAUUAAAUAAAAAAAAUGGGCAGGGGAGUUAAUUUAAUCUUCACACAUUCUAUGGUUCUAUGGAUACCAGAGCUAACUAUUGUUUUUAUGAUAUAUAAGCCUUUAAAAAAGUGUUUGUUGUAAGAAUGCUGGUCAGGUGUUAAACCUGGUUUAAGAAUUGCUUUUGGACUCAUGAAAAUUCUUAUAGCAAGAAUGUCUACUCUUAGGAAAGAGAGGAUCCAGAAGUCAGCAUUUGGUCAUAAUAUCACUGGUCUGUAUUAUAUUUUUAAUACUUAUAACUAAUUUUGUUGAGAUGGAGAACUCAUGGUGAGGAAACUCCUUCAAUGAAAGAGAAUAUGAAAUUGUUCUGCAGUUUACACCCUUUAGAGCUGUGUUGGUGAACCCAUGGCACAUGUGCCAAACAGGACACACAGAGCACUUUUGUGGCAUACAAUCAAUUUGGCCUUACUGAAGCCCUUAAAUUUCCCCCCCUCUUUCUUGUUUACCUUUUUGUGGUUCUCUUGAAUUUUGUAUUUGGACAUCAAAAUUUCCAUUAAGUUCUUGUCUUUUCUUUAGGAAUGUUUGGAAAUCUUCUGUUUUGUUAAAUGUUCAAACUUUCCCCUGAAUGUAUAUUGUCAGUUUUGAUGGGUGGUGAUUCUUGGUUGUAAACUCAAUUCUCUUGUCUUUCUGAAUAUCAUAUUCUAAGCCUUGUGGUCCUUUACUGUGGAGUCUGCCAAAUCCUGUGUAAUCCUGACUGGGGCUCCUUGAUAUCUGAAUUAUCUCUUUCUGGCUGCUUACAAUAUUUUCUCUUUGGCCUGGAAGCUCUUGAAUUUGGCUAAUACAUUCCUGAGGGUCGUCUUCAGAGAAUUUAAUGUAGGGAGUGAUCUAUGGAUUCUUGUAGUCUUGGGCAAGUCAUUGAACCUCUGCUUGCUUCAGCUUCCUCAUUUGAAAAAAGGGGAUAACUGUUUUACCUUCCUCCUAAGAUUAGUAUGAAGAUCAAAUGAGAUGAUAAGUAUAAAGUACUUAACCCAGUGCCUGGUGUUGUUGUUUAAUUGUGCCUGACUCUUCAUGACCUUGUGGACCCUAAAAGCUUUUCUUGGGAAGGAUACUCCAGUGGUUUGCCAUUUUCUUCUACAUUGGAUUAAGGAAAAUAGAGGUUUAAUGACUUGCCUAUGGUCACAUUUGAACUCAGAUUUUCCUCACUCCAGUCCCAGCACUCUAGCCAUCUAGCUUCCUCUAUGUGCAUGGCACAUAGUAAGUGCUAUAUAGGUGUUAGCUGCUCUUAUUAUUAUUGUUGUUGUUGUUAGCUCUUCCUGGAAUGCUCUCUCUUAAUCUUUUUUCCCCAGGGAUGAGUCAUCCUGGAGUGGGGUAGAUGAGAAAUAAUGAAAGGAUAAAAAGUAUCCCUAAAAAUAAAUGAAAACUCAUCUAUAAAUGCUAUCUCCAGAAUCACUGAAGACUUACUAGAGAUUCCUGGAGAAUCUUGGGCUGUGAUAUUUUUGCACAGGCUUUGGUUAAUUCUAGCCUGUUGGAAGUGUUUGUUUUGGGAGAAGGGUGAAGUUAAUUUUGUAAGGUGAAAAGAUGUUGGGGGAGGGGAUAAUGGAUUCUGACUUAAUGCUAAUUACUGGUCAGUUGUUCAGGGAGACUGUGUUAGAAGGGAUGAUUUGUUGUAAAUUAGUCACUAGCUGUAUCGUUAUGGACUGAAAGUUUAGAACUCUGCUGUAAAGGUGCCAGGCUCCCCAAACCCUCAGGACUGAUGGCCUCACUUGGUGACAGCUCUAAGAAGACCCAGAUCAAUCACACCAUGUGUGACUGACUAUAAGACUUCUAUAAUGAGAUCAGUAUUUUUCAUUAUAAUUCUGAGGCUUUCCCCAUUUUGGUUUGAAAACAUGGAGAAUCUGGAUCGUUAGACAGGUUAUCAAUGCUUUCUCAGCUGCAAGAUCUGAAAUACUGCCAAGGCUACUAAUACCAAGAAGAUAUACAACCUGGCAGGCAGCAUCAAGCUUUCUGCCUGUAUCUGCUUUACAAACUCCAACUUUGAAUCUAAUGUGGCAGAGAAAAAAAAAGUCUUCUUAUUAUACAGUUGACCCCAAAGCAAAACAACCCCCUCUUUUUGAAGAUGAGUUGCUUUCCAUUAAAAAAAAUAGUCCUCAAAGGUUUGCUUUCUUAGUCACUUUCAAUCCUGGCUUUCCUCCAUUAUUCAUUUCCAUUUUCAACAAAGAGUAAAGGUGAGUUAAUGAUUCAUUUGCUCCCAAUGACCUUUUGAAUAACUGGACUGUGAUGUAUCAGUGUUGUUUCUGGUUUUCUCUCUCAUGGGCUCUCUCUCUUUAAAGAAAAAAAAAAGCCAAGCACCCUCCUAGUUUAGCUUUAAUAUUUACAGGCUGCUCUGCCUACAUGCCUGGACGCCUGAAGGGAACAAAACAUUUACUGCUUUUCCCUCCCCUGAGUUAGUGAGCUAUUUGAUCCUGCCCCAUUCCUUCCUUGACUUUGCAUCACACUUAGACUUGACUGGUUUGGAAUCCUGCAAGAGGUUUCCUGAGGAUCUGCUGAUCAAACAGAGAAGAUGGAUUCAGAUUCAGACUCGCCUUUUAACUACUCGUGGCCUUCAUUUCCCAAAAUGAAGAUUCGAAGGAGGGCAUCCAGACAAGAAAGGCACCACUCUUUUGAUGUUCUCAAAAAAUCAAAAAAUUCAUCCACUUUCCUUGCCGCAUCUCGACUUUCCAACAUGCUCAAUGGCAGUGAUGAAGUCUAUGCAAAUUGCAUGGUGAUUGAUCAGGUUGGAGAUUUGGAUAUUAACUAUAUUAAUGUAGAAGGUAUAACUGCCCAGUCCAGCCCAGAAUCCAUGAACUCAACUUUGCUGUCUCAGAACUGUGCAUGUGCUUUGCCCAAGGAAACCCGUCAAGAUAUUAUUGCAUUAAGUGAAAACAGUCAAGAAACAGUGAACAGUGGAGAGUGCCAGCCCUUCAUGUCUCCUACCAGUUCACAUCUGCCUUUCAAACUACGUGAAUUAGAAAAGGAACAAAGUCAAUUGAAGAAAAGAAGUUCCAGCCUUGAUGCUCUGGAUGUUGAUAGUGAAGGGGAAGGGAAUUCUGAGCAGUCCCAUAUCUGCUACCCUCCAGAGACUCACAUUUCCUCAGCAACAGGGAUCACAAGUGGGGAUGAAUUGGAUUCUUUUGAGACUAAUGUCGAACUGGACUUUAACAUCAGCAGAACUGAGUCGCUUUCUAUUUCCAGCAAUCUGCAAUCAAAGGAUUCGCUCCUCUCUGGACUCCGCUCACGUUCCUAUUCCUGCUCAUCACCCAAAAUUUCCUUAGGAAAAACCCGUUUGAUACGUGAUUACACAGUGUGUGAUUCAAGUGAAGAUGGUGUGUUCCUCCACAGUGGUCGUUCCCUCCUUCCGUCUCUUUCCCUGUCUAAAUCAGUGUCUCUGCUCCAUCCUUGUAAGCAAAGAGCUUACAGCUUAUCGGAACCAUCAAGAGAGAAAAGGAUUCAAGAGGAGGAGUGGGAUAAAUACAUCAUACCUGCCAAAUCAGAAUCAGAAAAGUACAAAGUGAGCCGCACAUUCAGCUUCCUCAUGAACAGAAUGACCAGCCCUAGGAAUAAAUCCAAGACAAAGAACAAGGAUGCCAAAGACAAAGAGAAAUUGAAUCGACAUCAAUUUGUCCCCGGGAUGUUCUCAGGGGUUCUGCCAUGUUUUGUUUGUGACAAACUCAUUCUGGGAAAAGAGUCAUUCCAGUGUGCUAUCUGUAAUGCCAGUGUACACAAAAGCUGCAGAGAAUGCGCCCUUCCAUGUACCAAGAAACUCCAGGAGAAAUAUCAUAAUAAGAACAGACCACAAGCCAUCCUUGGAAAUUCCUCAUUUAGAGAUAUUCCUCAUCCCAAUUCCUCGUCUCUGCAUCCUUCUUCUUCCAUGCCUAUUGGUCUCCCUACUGGAAGAAAAGAAACUACAUGUCCAGGGAACUCACUGUCCAGAAGUGUGCCUGGUACCAGCCUAGAAAGUUUCAGAAGGUCAGUCACAUCUUUGGAAUCAGAUGCUGACAGUAGCAAUUGGAGGACCAGAUCACAUUCUGAUGAGCUGUUACAGUCCAUGGGAUCUUCUCCCUCCAUGGAUUCAUUCAUAAUGGAAGAAGUUGUUGAUUCAUCUCUAUGGAGUGACCUCAGCUCUGAUGCACAGGAGUUCGAAGCCGAGUCCUGGAGUCUUGUGGUGGAGCCAUCAUUUUGCAGCAGGCAGGAAAAAGAUGUCAUCAAAAGACAGGACGUCAUUUUUGAACUGAUGCAAACUGAAAUGCAUCACAUCCAGACCCUGCUCAUCAUGUCUGAAAUAUUUAGAAAAGGAAUGAAGGAAGAACUCCAGCUUGAUCACAGUACCGUGGAUAAAAUAUUUCCCUGUUUAGAUGAGUUACUAGAGGUUCAUAGGCAUUUCUUCUAUAGCAUGAAGGAGAGGAGGCAGGAAUCCUGUGAAGAUAGUGACAGAAAUUUUGUCAUCAACCGAAUUGGGGAUAUCCUGGUGCAACAGUUUUCAGAAGAAAAUGCAACUACAAUGAAGAAAAUAUAUGGAGAAUUCUGUAGCCAUCAUAAAGAAGCUGUCAGUCUCUUCAAAGAGUUGCAGCAGAACAAAAAGUUUCAGAAUUUCAUCAAAGUGCGAAACAGUAACCUUUUGGCUCGACGUCGUGGAAUUCCAGAGUGUAUUCUAUUAGUCACUCAGCGUAUCACAAAAUACCCAGUUUUAGUGGAAAGGAUUCUACAAUACUCCAAGGAAGGAACUGAAGAACAUAAAGACUUGUGCAAAGCCCUUUGCUUAAUUAAGGACAUGAUUGCAGCAGUGGAUUUAACAGUCAACGAGUAUGAAAAAAAGCAAAAAUGGCUGGAGAUCCUGAAUAAAAUAGAAAACAAAACUUGUACAAAGCUUAAAAAUGGCCACGUUUUUAGGAAGCAAGCUCUGAUAAGUAAAGAAAGAACCCUGUUAUAUGAUGGUCUUGUUUACUGGAAGACUGCAACAGGCCGAUUCAAAGAUAUUCUUGCUCUGCUUCUAACUGAUGUGCUACUCUUCUUACAAGAAAAAGACCAGAAAUAUAUCUUUGCAGCAGUCGACCAGAAGCCAUCUGUUAUCUCCCUUCAGAAGCUGAUUGCUAGAGAAGUAGCCAAUGAAGAGAGAGGGAUGUUUCUCAUCAGUGCUUCAUCUGCUGGCCCUGAGAUGUAUGAAAUUCAUACCAACUCUAAGGAGGAGCGUAAUAACUGGAUGAGGAGGAUACAACAAGCAGUAGAAAGUUGCCCAGAGGAAGAAGGGGGAAGGACGAGUGAAUCCGAUGAGGAUAAAAAGAAAACUGAAGCAAGAGUGGCCAGAAUCCAGCAGUGUCAAGAGAUACUUAGUAACCAGGACCAACAGAUCUGCACUUACUUGGAAGAGAAGCUCCAUAUCUAUGCAGAACUUGGAGAGAUGAGUGGACUUGAAGAUGUCCAUCUAGAACCUCAUCUUCUUAUUAAGCCUGAUCCAGGAGAAGCCCCUCAGGCUGCCUCAUUAUUAGCAGCAGCACUAAAGGAAGCGGAAAGCCUUCAAGUUGCUGUGAUGGCCACACAAACAGGGGAUGCAAACCAUUCAUCUGAGGAGAAUUGUGGAGAAUUAGGCUCUACAGAUGCACUCCAGGCUAGUGAAGUACCUGAGCCUUCUACUGCUUCACAAGUUACCGAAGGAGAAGGAAGAAGAGAAUCUUGUAAUAUGGAAUCCUGUAUCCGUGGUAUUGUAAAUAACAUGGCAGGCCCUGAUGCAGGGGAGAAGGCUGAAUACAUAGAUUUUCCAGGUUCGUCACAGGCAGAGAUUAUACAAGCCAUCCAGAAUUUAACUCGUCUCUUGUAUAGCCUCCAGGCUGCCCUAACCAUUCAAGAUAGUCACAUUGAACUCCAUAAACUAAUUCUCCAGCAGCAUGAGAAAAUGCCCCAUGGUCUCUCCUUCCGGGGUGGACUGCUCCAGGAGCAAGAUAAGUCCCGCCAUUUGGAGAAACAGCGGGAAGAGCUGGCCAACAUCCACAAGCUACAGCAUCAGUUUCAGCAGGAGCAGCAGCGCUGGUACCGAAAGUGCGACCAGAGGCAGCGGGAGCAGGAGGCAAAAGAAAAAUGGCUGCAGGAGCGUGAGAAGGAGUGCCAAAGUCAGGAGGAGCUGCUCAGCCGGAGUCGGGGGGAACUGGACCAUCAGCUCCAGGAGUAUCAGCAAAACCUGGAGCGGCUGAGAGAAGGCCAGAGGAUGGUGGAGAGAGAAAGGGAGAAGGUCAGGAUCCAGCAGAGUCUCUUAUGUCACUGGAAACACAGCCGGCAGAGUAGUCUCCCAGCAGCCUUUUCUCCAGGAAAUGAGGUAACUGACCUCAUUCGAUCGGACAGCCUAUGCCACGAGAAUUCAUUCUUCGUAAAUGAAGCUUUAGUACAGAUGUCACUCAACACUCUCAACAAAUCAAACUCAUCUGGGGUGCCCCAAGAUAUCCUAUACCCCUUAAACAUCUCAGAUUCUGAUUUAACAAGGACUAGUGAGAACCAGACAGACCUCAAGAUGGAUAUUUCUUAUCACUCCGAUGUCACUCAUGAACUAUGGAGAACUACUGACCCUGGUCAUCAGGUACCAUCUCUCCUCAGAGGCAGCAAGGAUUGUUGUAACAAUGAUUUGGAGGAGAAUCAAAGUCCGUGCUCAAAAACGCCCAAUUUAAAUCCUGGAAGUACUCAGCCCUGGCAGAAUCCUGAGGCUAAGUUGAACUUGCCAUCCACAAGCUUACAUGAUGGGGACAGUGGAGAUGGAGUUGAAGAAAAUAUUGUUUACCUCUGAUUGUGUGUUGUCCUUUUGUGUUGCUUAAAACAAAACACUAGCACUUUGGAGAUAAAGUUGUAUUUUUUGCUUUCCUAAUGUGCGCAGUUGCUGUUUAUAAGAACUAUCUGCUUUAAGAAUAGUAUUUAAUAUUCUGUGCAGGAACUUUGUUUUUUGACAUGAGUAUAACAAUUAAGUUAUUUUGAAAACACUCCUCUUUUUUAUAAUCUUUAACUUAUCAUAGCCCCUUGCAGGUGUCUGAUGGGGAGGCCCAAUUUAAAUGAACAGAGAUACUUUAAACAUCACAGCGAUGCUAUAAAAAUUUCAUAUUGUAUUUGUAUCAUCUUGAAUCUUCAAAUUUCUCCUAAAACCUGGACUCAAAAAAAGAAUGGGUUCCAAGAGUUCCGCGACUGGCAUGAGCACUUUUUAGCCAGAGGCACUGCUUUACUCAAAAUGGUCAUGAGACUCCAGAAGGCUAAGUAGAAUAGGAGAGGCUCUUUCUCAGCCACCUUAAAUGCGCUCUUCUCACAUGAGGGCAUAGGAAUUGAGAUAAGAAUGACUGCGGUUAAGUGGUUACAAUGGAUCUUCAAGCUGUAAUCCAGGAUCCUCUUUCAACACAACUAUCCAAAGGAACCAGAGAUGUUCACCAGUCAACUACGGGUCAUGUAGUGAGACUCUUAUUAGAGGCUUGGACAAUACCAACCAUCUCCAGUGGUGUCAAGGAAAUAUGGACCUCCCAUCUGCUACUCAUCAAACAAAACCCUUCAAUUGUUUUAAAGGGGAAAACCAAAUAAACUGUGCUUCUGCUGUGAAGUCCAAUGCAUGUCUCCAGCUUUCCCAGAAAAGAAAAAUAGCCAGGCCCUCCCCUUUCCCCAUUUUCAAUGUAAUAUCAGUCUUUGUGUGGUAGAAAUAAACCAGGAAAUAUUUGCAUUUCUUGUUCUUAAGAAAUAUUUGUAUACUUUUUGUCAGUGUCAAUAAAUAUCUUAUACCUCA
Molecule: messenger RNA, 8652 nt
Organism: Monodelphis domestica (gray short-tailed opossum)
Lineage: Eukaryota; Metazoa; Chordata; Mammalia; Didelphimorphia; Didelphidae
Source: RefSeq, a predicted model, not a curated record